UGGUGUGUUUGGUAAAUUUGGGAAGAAGACCGGGGCAGGUCUUGGGUCUUCUCACUUCUGUUCCACGUCCCUUGCCUGCAAAGUUGAGAGCGAGAGAGAAUCCAGACAGAGAAAGCUGUAGAGAGAGAAUCCAUACAGAGAGAGAGAGAGAGAGAGAGAGGAACAAAGCAAAGGAUAAAGAAAGCAACAAAUUACAAGAAAUAGGAGCGCACCCUUUCUUCCUUCCUUUCUUUCGGCUCUGUACUUCCUCUCUACUGCUCUUUGUCUCGCUCCUCUGCUUCAAAUCUCGUUCCAGACCUCACUUUCAAUUGAUUGAUUCUGCUGCUGCUGAUUCCCUAAGCACUUGGGGCCUCGUCUGCUUCUGGGUUUCUUCGAUUUGGCUCCUUCUCUCUGCUUUUCGCAUGGGUUUUCAUUAUUGAGGCAGCUACUGGCAGGAAAGAAGAGAAGAUAAGAGAGGAGAGAAAAAUUAAUUGAAGAUGUCCUUGAAGAGCAGAGGAGAGCAGCCCCCAAGGAGCGCCGUAUCUCGGAAAUGGACUCUCUUGCUUUGUUUAGGCUGCUUCUGUGCUGGAAUGCUCUUCACGAACAGGAUGUGGAUAGUGCCCGAGUCUAAAGGCCUCACAAGGACUACUGCUGCUGAAGCUGAAAAAUUAAAGUUAGUUUCUGAGGGUUGUGGUAAAAGAAUAUUGAACCAAAAUGAUGUAAAGCGUGAAUCUAAGGACAUUUUCAGGGAAGUUUUUAAGACCCAUCAUGCUAUUCAGACUUUGGAUAAGACUAUUUCAAAUUUAGAGAUGGAGUUAGCUGCUGCAAGGGCUGCACAUGAGUCUAUACUUAGUGGUUCUCCUAUUUCAGAAGAUCUGAAUUCAGAGUUACCUAGAAAAAGGAAGUAUUUAAUGGUUAUAGGAAUUAAUACUGCUUUUAGCAGCCGGAAAAGAAGAGAUUCAGUUCGUGCUACAUGGAUGCCUCAAGGUGAGAAGAGAAAAAAGAUGGAAGAAAAGGGCAUUAUUGUCCGCUUUGUCAUUGGUCAUAGUGCUACAUCAGGGGGUAUACUGGACAAAGCUAUUGAAGCAGAAGACAGAAAACAUGGAGAUUUCUUGAGACUGGAACAUGUUGAGGGUUACCUUGAAUUGUCUGCCAAGACAAAGAUAUAUUUUGCUACUGCUGCUGCUUUGUGGGAUGCUGACUUCUAUGUGAAAGUUGAUGAUGAUGUCCAUGUAAAUAUAGCAACGCUAGGAGAAACUUUAGUUAGACACCGAUCAAAACCACGGGUAUAUAUUGGCUGCAUGAAAUCUGGUCCAGUCCUUGCUCAAAAAGGAGUGAGAUAUCAUGAACCAGAAUAUUGGAAAUUUGGUGAGGCAGGAAACAAGUAUUUCCGUCAUGCGACAGGGCAAUUAUACGCCAUCUCAAGAGAUUUGGCUACUUACAUAUCUAUAAACCAACACGUGCUCCACAAGUUUGCUAAUGAGGAUGUUUCAUUGGGAUCUUGGUUCAUUGGGCUUGAUGUGGAGCAUAUUGAUGAUCGGAGACUGUGUUGUGGCACCCCACCUGAUUGUGAGUGGAAGGCCCAGGCAGGCAACAUCUGUGUUGCUUCUUUUGAUUGGAGCUGCAGUGGGAUUUGCAAGUCUGCGGACAGGAUUAAAGAGGUCCAUCGGCGGUGUGGAGAAGGUGAGAAUGCUUUGUGGAGUGCUGUGUUCUGAGAUGCAGCCCGUUCUUCCAAACUCAGGAAGGAUGAUUGAGCUUGAGCAAAGAAGCUGCUGGGUUGCCUUGUUUUCCUGGUUUUGUAAGUGGGUAUAGAGAGUAUAUGUAUUAUCAUACAGUGCAGAGAGAUGGGCAGAGGUGGAAAGGGGGAGAAAGCCAAUCAGAGAGCGAGAGAGAGAGAGAGAGAGAGAGAGAGGCCUUGCUAUUCGGACUUUUUCCUGUUUUAGUAGGGAAGUUGAUCCGCAAUGGCAGCCAGAGGAGGAGUUUGUAGCUGUAAACAUUCAUUCUUUAAUGCUUGGAGGGCCAAUUUGUAAGUUCUAUUUCCACGGCCAUUAGCUUCUAAUAAUUACAAAUCAUUGUAGUAACCUUUUGCUGUUCAUAAAUUUGUGGUUUAUAUAUAUUGGUUUGCAA
This is a messenger RNA of Malania oleifera, 2106 nucleotides long. RefSeq names its product probable beta-1,3-galactosyltransferase 2. The transcript has 11 exons. Gene Ontology annotation, cellular component: Golgi membrane. Gene Ontology annotation, molecular function: hexosyltransferase activity. Lineage: Eukaryota; Viridiplantae; Streptophyta; Magnoliopsida; Santalales; Ximeniaceae. The record is from RefSeq and is a predicted model, not a curated record. The coding region runs from base 477 to 1694 and encodes 405 amino acids.